AUGAUUGGUACAUUAGGUCUUAAGUCCGUUGCUUUGAGAAGCGGAUCUCUCAAUGCUGUGAGAUACUUCAGAACCGUUGCCCCAGCAUGUUCUGAAUACGUGAAACAAGGGAAAGAUGCCGACCCUUUGUUGGGCGGUUAUCCACCUAUCCAAACUGAUUUAUAUUUCAACAGAGACCCAUACAAGAAGUAUGACGAUCAACAAAAUAGAAGAAACUUUGACGAACCAUUGGAUCCAGAAGAUGAUAUGAAAAACAUGUGGUCUCCAGAUUAUUAUCAACCAGUCAGUGACUUGACUGCUUUGAAAUACAAUGGUAUUUUCUUUGGAUCCUUGAUCACCAUCGGUACCGUCCUCUAUUUUUUCUUCUAUCCUGAGAAACCAGCCGUCCCAAGAAACUACCCACAUGGUGGUUUGGCUAAAGCAUUGGGUGCCGGUAAUGAAGAAGAAGCCAAGUUCUUACACGCCAGAGUGGAUAAGACUGCCUAA
Messenger RNA from Saccharomycopsis crataegensis, 486 nucleotides. RefSeq lists its product as uncharacterized. Bases 1 to 486 code for a protein of 161 amino acids. Gene Ontology annotation, cellular component: mitochondrion. The record is from RefSeq and is a predicted model, not a curated record. NCBI's taxonomy places the organism in Eukaryota, Fungi, Ascomycota, Saccharomycetes, Ascoideales, Saccharomycopsidaceae. The transcript has a single exon.